GCACUUGGUUUCUACCCUGGUGUGUAGCGAGCUGCCUGUAGUACUUUGGAGGUGGAAUCAACAUUGUGUAAAGCCAGGUUUGUUCCUGUUUGUCAAACAAGAUCACUUAACACCUCUGGCUUGGGUAACUGUGCUUUCCCAUGAAGUGAGAGGACUGCUGAGCUGGAGAAAUGGAGGAGGCCUCUCCCAGAUGAAUUCCAGAGCACAAGGCCCUUAUGUUAAAAGUAGCAAGAGAAUGAACGAGAAAAAGACAGAGCAUGCUGCUACUGACACACAUGUGGCAUGAGAAAUGGCUGAGAUCGAAGAAGGGGGCAAAGCAGACUUGGUAAGCUCCAAACUGCGGGCCGGGGACGAGGUGGUGCACAUCAACGAGGUCGCGCUGAGCAGCUCCAGAAGGGAGGCCGUUUCCCUGGUGAAAGGAUCCUACAAGACCCUCAGGCUGGUGGUGCGCAGAGAUGCGUGUGCAGACCCGGGCCCUGCAGACACUGGCACCUCUGACUCCUUCGGCCCAGAGCACCUCACCUCUAACCCCCAGCACAGGAAAGCAGCGUGGUCAGGAGGAGUUAAGCUUCGGCUGAAGCACAGGCGCAGUGAACUUGCCAGCCGACCUCACUCUUGGCAUUCAACCAAAUUUGGGGAGAACCAACCCGAUGCCAGCAUGAUGCAAAUAUCUCAGGGCAUGAUUGGCACUCCUUGGCCCCAGAGCUACCAUUCCAGCUCCUCGACAAGUGACCUCUCCAACUAUGACCAUGCUUAUCUGAGACGGAGCCCUGACCAGUGCAGCUCCCAGGGGAGCAUGGAGAGCCUGGAGCCCAGUGGGGGAUACCCACCCUGCCAUCUUCUUUCCCCUGCCAAGUCCACCAGCAGCAUUGACCAGCUCAGCCACCUCCAUAACAAGAGAGACUCGGCUUACAGCUCCUUCUCCACCAGUUCUAGCAUCCUAGAGUACCCACCCCCUGGCAUCUCGGGCCGAGAGCGUUCAGGCUCCAUGGAUACCACUUCUGCUCGAGGUGGCCUCCUAGAAGGGAUGAGGCAGGCAGACAUUCGCUAUGUCAAGACAGUCUAUGAUCCCCGGAGGGGAGUCUCAGCAGAAUAUGAGGUGAACUCUUCAGCCCUGCUUCUCCAAGGUCGGGAAGCCCGAGCAUCAGCAGAUGGGCAGGGCUAUGAUAAAUGGCAUAACGUUCCUCGGGGCAAGGGAGCGCCACCCCCAUCCUGGAGCCAGCAGUGCCCCAGUUCCUUGGAGACUGCCACGGACAACUUGCCUCCUAAAGUGGGUGCGCCCCUGCCCCCAGCUCGGAGUGACAGUUAUGCAGCCUUUCGGCACCGAGAGCGGCCCAGCUCUCUGUCUAGCCUUGAUCAGAAACGGUUCUGCCGGCCUCAGACAAACUCUGCAGGCCCCCUGAAAUCUCCCUUCAUAGAGGAGCAGCUGCACACUGUGCUAGAGAAGAGUCCAGAAAACAGCCCCCCUGUGAAGCCCAAGCAUAAUUACACCCAGAAGGCCCAACCUGGCCAACCUCUGCUGCCGACUGGCAUCUACCCAGUACCUUCCCUGGAGCCACACUUUGCCCAGGUGCCCCAGCCUUCCGUGAGUAGUAACGGCACGCUCUACCCUGCACUGGCCAAAGAGAGCGGGUAUACGGCUCCUCAGGGGGCCUGCGACAAGAUGGCUACCCUUGAUGAGAAUGGGAACCAAAAUGGAUCUAGCAGGCCUGGGUUUGCCUUCUACCAGCCCCCAGAACAUGACCCAAUGUCCUCAGUAGAGAGGAGACUUGAAACUUCAGCCAAAUGUGUCCCCUUCAAAGUCCAUUUCCCUUCAGUGCCUGAAAACGAGGAGGAUGCCUCCCUGAAGAGACACCUCACACCUCUCCAAGGCAACAGCCCGUAUCCCAGUGAGAAAAAGAGCACCCACAGUGACAAACCAUAUUCUAAUUACCACAGCCUCAAAUCCCCUCAGGCUCAGGCCUGGCAAGCAGCGGAAGACAAGAGAUCUUCCAGGCCCUCAGCGCCUUGGGAGGGUGACUUCCGUGAAGACCACAAUGCCAACCUCCGGCAGAGGCUGGAGAGAGAAGGCCUAAGCCAGAGCCCGUCAAGCAACUUCGGCAAGACCAAGGCAGCCUUCUCCUCUCUCCAGAACAUUCCUGAGAGUCUAAGGCAGCAAAGUAGCCUGGAGCUAGAAGGGGGAGCCCAGGAGGGCUACCUGGAUGGCCGGCCCACCUGUGCAGUCAACACCAAGGCGGACUCUGGAAGGAAAGCUAUUCCUGAUCACAGGAGCCAUCUGGACAGGCCGGUUUCUUAUCCGAGGCCCGAGGGGAGAACCAGUGCCUUGGCCUCUUUCCACAGUCCAGACCCCGGCUAUGAAGAGCCGCCCUCCCCACCCCACCAGCAGACAUCCAGUCUGGGCCGGAGGAGGCUGAGCUCGGGCAGCGCCUCGGCCCUGCAGGCCUUGCAGUACGGGAAGCCGCACUGCUCGGUGCUGGAGAAGGUUUCCAGGAUUGAGCAGCGCGAACAAGGCAGCCAGAGACCCCCGGCUGCGGGCAGCUCCGGUUAUGGCUAUCACUACAGGCCCAACAGGACGCUCCCAGCUUCCACUGUUUCUGGCAAUGACCUCGAGGAGACAAAAGCCAAUGUCCGCUUUUCCGACUCCACUGAACCCCUAGGCCAUGGGGAGCAGCACCUCAAAAACGGGGAGGCGAAGCCAGAGGACGCGUCCCGACAGCCGUGCGGUCCGCAGCUGAGGAGGGGCGCCGAGGGCGGCCGCGGCCCCCCGGCCCGGGCCGGUGAGCCCCCGAGGCGGGACGCGCGCCUGCCCCGCAGCCAGAGCACCUUCCAGCUCUUCAGCGAGGCCGACAAGGAGGCCAUGUGGCGGGACAGCAGGCCCGGUUCGCCCGAGUCGCCGGUGCUGGACGCCCCCUUCAGUCGCGCCUACCGGAACAGCAUCAAGGACGCGCAGUCCCGCGUCCUGGGGGCCACCUCCUUCCGCCGCCGGGACCUCGAGCUGGGGGCCCCCGCAGCCUCGAAGCCCUGGCGGCCGCGGCCUGCCUCCGCCCAUCUGGGGCUGCGCAGCCCGGAGGCACCCGCUUGCUCGUCCCCGCACACCCCGCGCGAGCGGCACAGCGUGACCCCGGCCGAGGGCGAGCCGGCCCGGCCCGCGGCCCUAGGCGCCCGGAGGGGUCCGCGCCGGCGCCUGACCCCCGAGCAGAAGAAGCGCUCGUACUCGGAGCCCGAGAAGAUGAACGAGGUGGGGGUCUCGGAGGAGGCCGAGCCGGCGGCCCUGGGCGCGCAGAGGCAGGCACUGCCCUUCCCCGAGAGCACGGUGGCCGAGCGGCGCCGCCUCUUCGAGCGCGACGGCAAGGCCUGCUCCACGCUCAGCCUGUCGGGGCCCGAGCUGAAGCAGUUCCAGCAGAGCGCGCUGGCCGACUACAUCCAGCGCAAGACCGGCAAGCGGCCCUCGGCCGGCGGCCCCCCGGAGCCCGGGCCGCUGCGGGAGCGCGCGCAAAGCGCCUACCUGCAGGCCGGCCCCGCGGCGCCCGAGGGCCCCGGGCUCGCCUCGGCCUCCAGCCUCAGCUCGCUGCGGGAGCCGGGCCUGCAGCGCCGCAGGGACGCCGGCGCCCUCCUGCCGGCACCCGGGGAGCCCUCACGCGCCCCCCGAGAUCGCAGUAGCUCCUUCGCCAUCAGCCGCCGCCCCGGGGACUGGCGACGCGGCGACCAAGCCCCGAGGGAGCUGCCCGGGGGAGCUAACGGCGGACCUAAGGGCACCCAGAGGAUGGACAGGAGCCCGGGGGAGCCCUCCUUGUGGGGGGCCGCGGCCAGGAGGGCCGGGAAGUCCAUGUCGGCCGAGGACCUGCUAGAGCGCUCCGAUGUCCUGGCCGUCCCGGUCCACGUGAGGUCGCGGUCAUCUCCCACAGCGGACAAGAAGCUCCAGGAUGUGUUUUUGGGGGAAAACAAUGGCUUUGGUCUUGUGAAGGAUCCAUGUAAUUUGGCUGGCCCUGGAUCUAGGUCACUCAGUUGUUCGGAAAGAGGCCGAGAAGAGGUGCUGUUGCUCAAACACAAUCCUAGCCCUCGUUGGGGUGGUUCAGGCUGCAAAGCAGUUAGUGGUGACUCAGUUCCCAGUGAAUGUCCUGGACCGCUGGACCAUCAGAGGCAGGCUGGCAGAACGCCUUGCCCUAGGCCACUGCCCGCAGGAAUGCAAAAACAUCUCACAGACCCCAGGGCUGUAUCGCUGACCCCCCUCAGCUCAGCUCUGCCUUCCUCUGUCCCCUCCAGCUACUGCUCACAGGCUGCCACGCAUCAGCCAACUGGAAGGGAUGGUCAGACGGGGCAACAGCCUCUUCUGCUGUACACCCCAGCAGUGGCCCACAGAAGCAACGGUCACAGCCUGGCCCGGCCUCCCAGUCCAAGAGGCCAUGAGCCCAACAGCCCAGAGCAUGGGAUAGAAGAAGGAAUGAGGAAGCGUGUCUCACUGCCUCAGAGGCCUGCCCCGCCUCGGGUGAAAUGGGCCCAUGCAAUCAAAGAGGACAGCCUCCCCGAGGAAUCCUCGUUGCCUGAGUUUGCAGACCUGAAGCACUAUAAAAAACAGCAGAAUCUUCCCAAUUCAAGCAGCACUUCUGACCCAGACACGCCUCUUGGGAUCCCAAGCACUCUGGGGAGGAUCUCCCUCCGAAUAUCCGAGUCGGUCCUGCAGGCAUCCCCACCACCUCCGGAGGACUAUGAUGAUGAAGUGUUUGUGAAGGACUUGCACCCCAACGCCACUUCCAGCCCCACAUUUGAAGCUCUUCCCCCACCCCCACCUCCUCCACUGAGCCAGGAAACCCUGGUGAAUAGCUUGGAUGACUUUCCUCCACCUCCUCCCCAAGCUGUGUAUGAGGCGCAGCUGGACAGCGAGGAUUAUAAGGAGCCCCAUGCCAGCAGCUCCAGCAAAUUUGCCAAGGUGACAAUUGCCAAGGAAAGGCCCAUGCCUGGUGCAGCCCAUUUGGUUAGUAGUCAGAUACUGGCUUCCAGAUCUCAAGCUUCUGGUGUGGGUUCAGAGACCCAUGAGACCAACCUGCCCUCUACCAUGGGUGCUCUGCCACAGCUUGCUGGGUCUCUUGGCCAGCAGCCAAGCUUGGGGCAGCUGCCUCCCAUCCGGACCCAAAGCCUCAUCCAUGACCCAGUCAAUGGGACUCAGAGUUUAGAAAAGAAUGUCAGCUCUAGUCCUCAGAAGACCUCGGAAGACAUCAGAACAGAGGCUCUGGCCAAGGAAAUUGUCCACCAAGACAAAUCUCUGGCAGACAUUUUGGAUCCAGAUUCUAGAAUGAAGACAACUAUGGACCUGAUGGAAGGUUUGUUUCCCCGAGAUGUUAACUUGCUGAAGGAAAGCAGCAUAAUGAAGAAGACCACGCUGAGAACUGUCAACUACCUAGGAUGUGAAGGCAAGAGAAGUGAAGACAAGGAAGCCGUGGGCAUGUUGGUUCACUGUCCUGCCUACUACAGUGUGUCUGCUCCCAAGGCUGAACUUCUGAACAAAAUCAAAGAUAUGCCAGAAGAGGUGAAUGAGGAAGAAGAGCAGGUGGAUGUCAACGAAAAGAAGGCCGAGCUGAUUGGAAGCCUCACCCACAAGCUUGAGAACCUCCAGGAAGCGAAGGGGAGUCUGCUGAUGGACAUCAAGCUCAAUAACGCCUUGGGAGAAGAGGUGGAGGCCUUGAUCAGUGAGUUCUGCAAGCCCAAUGAGUUUGACAAGUACAAGAUGUUCAUCGGGGACUUGGACAAGGUGGUAAACCUGCUGCUCUCGCUCUCAGGGCGCCUAGCCCGGGUGGAGAACGUCCUUAGCGGCCUUGGUGAAGAUGCCAGUACUGAAGAAAGGAGCUCUCUGAACGAGAAGAGGAAGGUCCUGGCUGGGCAGCAUGAGGAUGCCCGGGAGCUCAAGGAGAACCUGGACCGGAGGGAACGCGUGGUGUUGGACAUCCUGGCCAAUUACCUUUCAGAGGAGCAACUCCAGGAUUACCAGCAUUUUGUGAAAAUGAAGUCAACACUCCUCAUUGAGCAGCGAAAGCUGGACGACAAGAUCAAACUUGGCCAGGAGCAGGUCAAGUGUCUGCUCGAGAGUCUUCCCCCAGAUUUCAUUCCCAAGGCAGGAGCCCUGACUCUGCCCCCAGACCUCGCAAGUGAAAUGUCUCCUGUUGGGGGAGGUACUGUCAGUGGUAUUUUUCCAACAUUACCCUCUCCACUUUAACCUCUUCUAAAAUACCCGAACAAAAGAUCACCCUUUCUCUCAACACUAUUUAAUCUGAAAAAUGUUUCAGUACAAACCACUGUUUAAACUCUGUGGGUUAUUGGGGGUUUUUUCUGGGUAAAAGGAAAAAGUUCUAUCCAGGAAAAAGCCUGUGUUUUCCUUCUUGCCCUUCAUGAUUAUCUUCUGAGAGGUUGAAUGCUGCUGGGAUCGUACCCCUUUCUAUUAUUAUUUUGUAGUAGAAGGAAAAUUAAUGAAACUCUGAGAACUGAUUGGAGGGUGUUUGAUCGUUAGUUUUUAACAGGCUGAGGCAACACAGAUGAGUGUGUGUCACCCUCAGGAAUGUAUCCACGGUGGCCUUCCUUGCUUGUGGGCAGUGCAUCCUGAUGACAGGUACCAGUACUCAUUAAUGAAGUGUCUGCAACAUAAAGCCUUAAAGAGAAACACACACACAAGAAAAUUGUAAAACCUUGAACAUUGUUAUUUAUAUUUUUAAAAAAUGAAAAAGAUCAUUGUUUGUGUGCUAACCACUUAUUUGAUUCUAUUUUGUGGUGGACGUAGACAGUUAUGUUUGAGCUUUGUAUUUUGUGAAAACCUUAAUGAAAUGAACAAUUCCAAAGAUAGUGACA
This is a messenger RNA of Equus quagga, 6834 nucleotides long. It is a transcript of the gene SHROOM3, whose product is annotated as shroom family member 3. The record is from RefSeq and is a predicted model, not a curated record. Bases 290 to 6208 code for a protein of 1972 amino acids. Gene Ontology annotation, molecular function: actin filament binding. The transcript is spliced from 11 exons. Gene Ontology annotation, biological process: actin filament organization. Gene Ontology annotation, cellular component: cortical actin cytoskeleton; apical junction complex; adherens junction. NCBI's taxonomy places the organism in Eukaryota, Metazoa, Chordata, Mammalia, Perissodactyla, Equidae.